AUGGCACCCUCAAGAAUCGAUUCCAGCCCCGAGCCUCAAUUGGAGAGCCAGUCAGGAAAGCCAACUGUAUAUUUGAUCGACGAAUACCAUCCUGAAGCUGUGAAGCACUGCAAGACUCUUUUCAACGUCAUUGGCCCUCAAGACCCAGAGAUCAAGAACUGGAGACAAAAUGCUCGAUACCUCUUGGUGAAAGGAUCUUCUGUCACCGAAGAUGAUAUUGCCCAAACCAAACAUCUUCGAGCAAUCGGCAAACAGGGUGUCGGUAUCGAAAAGAUCGACGCUGCCGCUUGCAAGGCCGCUGGUAUCAAGAUCUUCAACACGCCCGGCAUCAAUGCGACUGCUGUAGCGGAACUUGUCCUUGCCCUCACCAUGAGUGUGGCCCGCGAGAUCCGACCAAUCGCGCUAAGGCAAGAGGCUGGUGGAGCGAUCGCGAAAGCCACGUGUUCUGGUCUUAUCCUCACUGGUCGUAGCAUUGGCUUGAUUGGUAUGGGCAACAUCAGUCGCAGAGUCGCCGAAAUCUUCCGCGGCGCUUUUGGCUCGCACAUCAUCGCAUACGACCCUUUCUUGCCUGAAGACGCUUGGUCAGAUCUGCCUCACGAGCGCGCUACGACUGUUGACCAGGUCCUCUCGGCAGAUGUUAUCUCGAUACAUGUGCCGUUGGUUAAGGAAACAACAAACCUCAUAUCGUAUCCCCAGCUUCAGCGCAUGAAGUCAACAUCAGUCCUCAUCAACGCUGCCAGAGGUGGCAUUGUCAACGAAUCCGAUCUUGCACGCGCACUUCAAGAAGGCUUGAUUUGGGGUGCAGGCCUCGAUUGUCACAUGCAAGAACCCCCAACCAAGGACAUGUACGCUAAGCUCUGGUCGAGUCCGAGAGUCGUCAGUACACCCCACAUUGGAGCAGCCACGGACCAGACGCAGAUGGAGACAGCCAAAGCGGCAGUCGACAACCUGUUCGAGUUUAUCAAGCAGCAAUAG
Aureobasidium uvarum is the source of this 975-nucleotide messenger RNA. The record is from the annotation of a GenBank genome assembly. Lineage: Eukaryota; Fungi; Ascomycota; Dothideomycetes; Dothideales; Saccotheciaceae.